Messenger RNA from Chrysoperla carnea, 660 nucleotides. RefSeq lists its product as uncharacterized. The transcript has a single exon. NCBI's taxonomy places the organism in Eukaryota, Metazoa, Arthropoda, Insecta, Neuroptera, Chrysopidae. Bases 1 to 660 code for a protein of 219 amino acids. The record is from RefSeq and is a predicted model, not a curated record.
AUGUCAGACCAAACUAUUGAACAAACUCUCAUGAGAAUGUUCAAAUCAUCUGGAGGAUUAACACAUGGGCGUGGCAUAACUGAGAGUACGUUGGCAUCAUGGACUCUUGGAAUGGUACGGUUACAAGAUGUUUGCGAACAGCUUACAGAAUAUUGUAACAUUUCGAUGGAUACUUCAGAACAGCAUAUUGACUACAGGGAUUCUCGUGUUCAACGUGACAAUGAAGAUCUCGAAAAAAUUGACAAUUGGCUUUCAUCCCAUGAUUUUACUAUAGAUCGUCAUGAAUUAAUCUGUAUAGCUAAUGUAAUUGUUGCAUCUGAAAUGAUAAAUUGUCACCGUGCUAUUGAAAUAGGAGAAGGAUUAAUGACAAACAUCAUAGGAUCGGAUUUUCAAAAGCUGUCAUUCAAUCGCAAGUCGAAGAUUCUUCCUUUUAGUGCUAUGACAAGUACUAUUGAAGUAGAAAAAUCCCCUGUCGUCAUCAAUCCUCUACUUUUAUUCCAACGUAUGUGCAUUUCAAGAGAAACUGUUGGUGACAUGAAACAAUAUCUAGCAUAUGAAUUAGCACCUUUUCCGUUAGCAUUAUUCGCCGAGGAUGGUAUGAGAAAUGGUACUAAGUACUUUAACUCCUGCCAUUCCUCAAACAUUCACAUUCGAUGUUGA